UGUGCCACAUCAGCAAGACGUUGGCAAUCACACUGAACCAACACACAACACUAGCAAUUAUUUGGGCAUUUAAAGCAGCCAAAUACAUACACGAUCGUCUGCUGCGUAAGGUGUUAUUCGCAAAAUUCAAUUUCUUCGACAUCACAUCAGUUGGUCGCAUAAGAAUUCGCUUCUCCUCGGACACAUACACAGUAGACGAUUCACUCCCCUUCAUAAUGAACAUCCUCUUGGCUCAGUUAUUAGGCUUAACCGGCGCCCUUUGCAUAAGUUUAUACGCCAUGCCUUGGCUUGGUUUGAUCAUCAUACCGAGACCCAUAUAUCUCAACCUGCAAUACCGAUACCGUUACGCUUCGCGCGACAUAAAGCGUCUUUCGAGCAAUGCACUAUCGCCACUGUACACUCAUUUCACCGAAACUCUACAAGGACUGGUCACAAUUCGCACAAUGCGUGCUAGUGCGCGCUUCCAGCGUGACUUCCAUGCCAAAUUGGAGGAGAGCAUAAAGGCGCAAUUGACCUCCGCGGCAGCGCAGCAGUGGCUAAGUCUACGUCUCCAGCUGCUUGGGGUUUUUUUAGUAGCUGGCGCUGGUUUUCUUGCCGCCAUCACCUCGGCGCACGUCACAAAUCCCGGUCUAGUAGGUUUGGCUAUUUCGUAUGCGCUCUCCAUAACCGGUCUAUUGGGUGGAUUACUAAAUGCUGUUGCUGAAACGGAGCAAGAAUUUGUUGCGGUCGAACGUGUGAAUGAGUAUCUGCAGCUGGAGGGUGAAGAGAAUGCUGAAGGCACAUGUGAUCCACCGUUCGGUUGGCCUAGUCAGGGUGCGUUGAAAUUCCAGAACGUAGAAUUGCGCUAUCGCGACAAUUUGGCGCCGGCGUUGCACGACAUCAAUUUGCGUACGGAAGCAUUUGAGCGUGUCGGCAUUGUGGGUCGCACCGGCGCCGGUAAAACAACGCUGGUGGCGGCGUUGAUGCGAGUGGCACCAUUGAGUCGUGGCGAGAUCAGCUUGGAUUGUGUAAAUUUGAAAACGCUGGCGUUGAAGGUUUUGCGCGAACGUUUGGGCAUUAUACCGCAAGAGCCAUUCCUCUUCGAAGGCACCGUACGUGAAAAUCUCGAUCCACGUUGCAGUCACUAUGAUUCCGAAAUUUGGCAUGCGCUUGCCAGCUGCCACGCAGCUACACAGCUAGUACAGUCACUGGGCGGUUUGGACGGACGCAUCGAGAAGGGCGGCAUAAAUCUUUCAGCUGGUCAGCGACAGCUGAUGUGCCUGGCGCGUGGUCUACUUAAAAAUGCCAAAGUUGUUUGCAUCGAUGAGGGUACAUCCAAUUUGGACGACGAAUCGGCGAUCGCUAUGCAGCAAGCGCUGCGGAACUCGUUUAAGAGUUCGACUGUGCUGUUUAUAGCGCACCGAUUGCGCGGAUUACAGCUUAUGGACCGCAUUAUAGUAAUCGAGCAUGGUGAGAUCAAGGAAGAGGGCACACCGCAGGAUUUAGCGCAAAAUACGCAAUCACUUUUCCACGGUAUGCUGCAAGCACAGCAAAUAAAUGUAGAGGAGUUUUGUGCGAAUUAGUGCGCAGGCGUCGUUAUUGAUAGUGAUACUUGUGACAAUUUUCAAACACAAAAUGUUGUUGAAUAUUUAAAGAAUUUAUGCGGUACAACCAUAUUUUUAUUUAUAAUUUUUACAAAGAUUGAUUAAAUUGAAAUGUAUUUAUAUAGUCAUUUUAGGUUGUGUAACUUGCGUAUGUAUGUUCCUGGAUAUCUCCGCUAGGGCAGGCAUCUUGCCGUUGGUGCGGGGCUUAGCUGAAUCAACAUCAGUUCUUCCCGAGACUGGGGUAACGCAGGCGCUCUCUUGCGUUAAAUAUUAGAGAUAUAUGUAUUUUGGAGGGAAAGGAAUAUAAAAGAUAGUUUUGGUUAAAAGAGAAAUUUCGGAUAAGCUCGAAAUUACCACAACUACCUAAUAAUGUAUGAAGUUCUAUGAUAGAUAUCAAAAAAAUAGCAUAGAUGAAUAAGUAUGUAUUAUUUAAAAGAAACUUACUAAGCAUUCACAAAUUAUUUUUAAUAUAUCGGAACUAUCCUAAGUAUUUAUAUGGAUGUACUGAAUUUCAUGUAUUCGAUUUGCGGAAAAAAUAUAUGGGGCAUUCCAGCCCAAUUCGGAUACU
This is a messenger RNA of Rhagoletis pomonella (apple maggot), 2151 nucleotides long. Its product is annotated as multidrug resistance-associated protein 7-like. Gene Ontology annotation, biological process: transmembrane transport. Gene Ontology annotation, molecular function: ABC-type transporter activity; ATP hydrolysis activity; ATP binding. The record is from RefSeq and is a predicted model, not a curated record. Gene Ontology annotation, cellular component: membrane. NCBI's taxonomy places the organism in Eukaryota, Metazoa, Arthropoda, Insecta, Diptera, Tephritidae.